AUGAUGGCCAAGGGUAUCCCCUCUUCUGUGAUCGGGCGCUGCUUGGGGACCUCCUCCAACUAUUCUCCAGCAAUAUUCGCUUCGACACCCAUACGAACUGUGACAGAACCCAGUCCGAGAUGGCCAAAGACCCCCAUUCUUUCCUCCGGCGUCCGGUUGAAUCAUACACAGCGACAAACCCAGAUUUGGAAGCAAACCACCAGUAAUGAUGUGUCUGGAGCGCCGGUAUUUCCAUUAUGUCAUGUUAUCAAGCCUCAAAAAUUUAUGCGCGAGCGCACAACUCCUCUUACAGCACGAUCCUUAAUUUCUCAACCAUCCGCCUUGCUGGCUUGGUCGGCGAUUACGUGGAAGCAACAUCGAUUCUACAGUGGCAGAGGUAACGGCAGUGGAAAUGGACCGAAAUGUUCUUGCGGCAAGGAUAUCGCAGAUAUCCCUCCCACACCAGCAAGAACCACGGAAGACUUGAAGAGGGUGAAGCCAUCGACACUGAGUGAGGCGAGCAAAGAUGCUUCAAACCAAACUACCAAGCCUGGGAACCAAGGGACCAUAGAAACAGAUUCUGAGCCGGUUUCCUACAUGUCCUACCUACACUUGCCGAGGAUGCCGCAUCGACCAACCAAGGAUGAACUGCUCGAGGCCGCCAAUGGUUUCUGGCAGCGACUCAAGGUCCGUCUAAAAUGGGUAUCGAUCAGGAGUAUGAGGCCAUGGAAUAUCGAUGAAUGGGGUGCUUUUGUGUCAUGGUUCCUUUUCGGUCACCUCGCUUGGAUUAUUGUCGGAACAACAACGUUCUUCUCAUUGAUCAUCUUGUCAAUCAACACUGUUGUAGCUCAAGAAACACUCGCUCAAUGGGUAGGUGAUUAUCUGACUCAGUCCGCCGGUGUUACCGUUGUCUUCGAGUCGGCCAUUGUUCCCAAGUGGCGGGAUAACGUUAUCUCUUUCCGCAAUGUGUUUGUCUCGCGACGGCCUGGUCAGGGAAAUGUCUCGUCCGUAAGCAAGGGCUCAUCAGAUGCUGCCGCCGAGGCCGCCGCUGGCCGCAAAGCCGAAGCGCCUGAAGUUGAGGACGAUGGGAAUUACACUCAGUUUGAUGUUACGCUAUCAACAGUCAACGUUACACUUUCAUUUUUGAACUGGUGGAACGGAAAAGGCCUGCUCAAGGAUGUCGAGAUCAAAGGCGUUCGCGGUGUUCUUGACAGGACUUCGGUAACCUGGCCAGUCGAAGAGGUUGAUCCAUUAUCGUACCGCCAUAAGCAUCAACCAGGAGACUUCGAAAUCGAAAAGUUCAAGAUGGAGGAUCUUCUACUUACGGUCCAUCAGCCGGGUGGAUUUAGGCCAUUUUCUAUCAGCAUAUUCUCUUGCGAGUUGCCUCAACUAAGAAAACAGUGGCUUUUCUACGACUUCCUCUCCGCCAACCAUAUGUCAGGAUCUUUCGAUGGCUCUCUGUUUACGAUCCAUCCCCGACAGGUCCACGGCGUGGUGCCCAGCGGUAAUGGCGACCCAGAAGCCUCUGUUGGCUUCGGCGACCCUAAGGCUUGGAAGAAAUUUAGCCGGCUUCGUAUCGAUGGCUUGAGGAUAGACCACCUCAAUCGUGGCGUGGAGGGUCCGUUUGGCUGGAUAUAUGAAGGAAAUGUUGACAUUGUAGCUGAUGUCAUGUUCCCGGCUGACACUGACGAGAGUAUCACCAAGGUUAUGGCCGACUUCUACGACCAGCUCGAAGAGAUCGUCGACACAAACAGACAUCGAUUUAUUCGCAACAUACAAGAACAGGGGCCCGCACUUCUUACAUCAGGGCACCUUUCAGACUUUACCAGAGAUGUUCCCAGCGAUAAGCCUGCCGAGGAGCCACAAACAAGCGAGGAUGAGCGUCGAUACCUGAUCAUGGACCUUCGGAUUUCCAUGAACGACGUUAAAGCCGCAGUGCCUCUUUUCACCAAGGAUAUGUCCUACGUCAACCAGGCGUUGGUCCGACCUAUCGUGGCGUAUAUUAACGCCAAGAAGACGUACAUCCCGAUCAACUGCCGCAUUGUGAAGCGAGCUGGCGAUUUUGAUGGCAGCUGGUCCAUCUUUGACUGUGGCCUCAUGAACGAUAUGUCAGCAGAGACAUACGAUGCGUUUGCAAACGAUGUUGAAAACCAGCAGAGCCGUGUCCGGCGUUUUAAGAAGGUCGGUUUUUGGACCUUGUCGGUUGCUGUUCAUGCCCUCUUCAUGGGCAUGGCUGGUAACGUGGUGUGA
Fusarium venenatum is the source of this 2229-nucleotide messenger RNA. Its product is annotated as mitochondrial distribution and morphology proteins-domain-containing protein. NCBI's taxonomy places the organism in Eukaryota, Fungi, Ascomycota, Sordariomycetes, Hypocreales, Nectriaceae. Gene Ontology annotation, biological process: mitochondrion inheritance. Gene Ontology annotation, cellular component: mitochondrial inner membrane. The record is from RefSeq and is a predicted model, not a curated record.